AUGCCCGGCAAACCAAACACUACGAAGCUCCACCCACCCGGCAAUCCUCCGAGUACAGCUCUUGGCGCUUCCUUGUUCAUUCACCUUCUUCCAAAGGCCAAAGAGUUCACUAUUAGGAUAAUGCGUGACGACUAUAUGGCGCUUCAAAGUGACGAUUCUCAGGAUGUUUCACAAGGCCAAGAAACCUGUCCUCUCGGUCAACAGCGCGGCGACUUCGGUUGGUUCGCCCUUCAGUCAGCAAUCACUCUGCUCAACGUAACAGCCAUUAUCGCUAACAUUUUUUUCAUGAUUAUUUGUGGACGCUCCGGUGUCAUGCACAGAAAUAUGCGAGUAAUGCUGUCCACGAUUUCGUUCUGUUUGGCCGUGAAUGCGUGUGCUGGAUUUCUCUACAACAUGUAUUUCCUCUACCUCGGUGUCGAUGGAUUUCCGCAGCGGCCUGAAAACAAUCCAUGGUGCUCUGUAGUGAACACGUUGAUGGUUCCAUGGGAUGCAGCGACAUGUCUGCUUAUGGUAGGAGUAGGAGCAGAACGACUCAUAGCUACGAGAAAGCAUCUUCCGAACGCAGUGAUUUCGGAUAGUGUUAAGGUGACCUUCUUCCUUGCUGUUUGUGCUGCAGCCUUCGUUACAAUCAACUACGUUAUGAAUCUAACGGAUCAGGGUGUCUGCAUUUGUGACGGUGCUUCGCUUCCUGAUCGAUACGCUAUGUUAUUUCGAAUCUGUAUCUGUACGCUGGUAGAAGUUGGAACGAUCUCCUUGUUUGGAUAUGUCCUUAUUUUAUCACGAUCCGAGGCGGACGGUAUGGGAAUCAACAUCGCAAAAUAUUCGCUAAGCAAGCGUUUUCAGGUUCGUUUCCGUUUCGUUUUUUGCUAA
Necator americanus (New World hookworm) is the source of this 870-nucleotide messenger RNA. RefSeq lists its product as uncharacterized. The record is from RefSeq and is a predicted model, not a curated record. The coding region runs from base 1 to 870 and encodes 289 amino acids. The transcript has 6 exons. Lineage: Eukaryota; Metazoa; Nematoda; Chromadorea; Rhabditida; Ancylostomatidae.